ACGCCAUUCCAAGUGCUCAGCCACCUAGACUUCACACCUUCGUCUGAACACAAUCCCACAAUGGCCGAGCUCGCCUUUGCAAAGCAAUUCCUCACAGCGCUGGACUCGCGCCCCCAGCGCCUCUCCAGCGACCACAUCGUAGACGCGAAAUCCUACCCCCCGCAGCCGGCCACGAUCCUGCCCAAAGCCGCCAACCCCAAAAAGCGCAAAACCACUCCCACCAACACCAGUAGCAGCACCGCAGACGCCAGCAGCACAGCCCCCAACCCACCCCCAACGACCCUCCCAGCAACGCUCUCCAUAACGCUGAAGCCGACGCGCCCCAGCGCCGCCACACCAGCCAUCACGCUCCCCACCGCGCCCCUCAGCACCAGCAUCCACGACCUAAAGACGCACUACGCGACGCAGACGGGCCUGGCCUCGCCCGCCCGCGUCAAGCUGCUGCGCGCCCGCAAGCCCGUCCCGGACUCCAAGUCGCUGCGCGACGUGCUGCUGGAGGGGGGCGCGGGCGUUGAUGCGAGUAGUGCUGAUAAGGUCGCGUUGGAGUUCCAGGUUAUGGUUAUUGGGGGAGGGGCGAGCGGGGCGAACGCAGUGAGCGGUGCAAGCACUCCAGGCACUCCAGCCGCCUCCUCUCCGCCACCAGCCGACAUCCCCAGCGCAGCAGCAGCAGCGGCCGGGAUCCCACCCGCAGCGGGGCAGAUCGGAGAAGAGCCCGUGAGCAGCUCAACGACGGCCGCACCGACUGGGGCAGCCGUGCCCACGACGGCCGAAUUCUGGGCCGAUGUGCGCGCGUUCCUGGUGCAGCGGGUGCGGGACGAGGCCGAGGGGGCGCGGCUGGCGGAGCUGUUUCGGGGGGCGUGGGAGGCGGAAGGGUCGAAGGGUGAAGGUGGAGCUGCUAGUGCGGAUAUGGUUGGGUGAGUUGGGUGUUGUUUGAUGUUUGAUGGGGAUGGGGAUGCGAAAACGCGAAAAUAGGGAGGGUGAGCGUGUUGUUGCAUUAGGCACCUCACGCUCGAUCGAGCACGUGUGAAUGAAUGGUCGAGGAAGAGUUGAGACGGUGUGCUUGAUGACGAUGACGACGAUGACGACGCUGAUUCUUGUUGGCUUCUUCUUCUUCUUCUUCUUUCUUUCUGCCAUAGUUAACACAAUAUGGGAGGGGAGCGUACAGACAGACAAACAAACAAGCAGACAGACGACUAGACUGAUCAACAACCUGGGCGAAAACGCGUUAAAAACAUCAUGCGUCACAUAUACAUGCAUGCGAGAAAAAAAAUCAUAAUGUAAUGC
Aplosporella prunicola CBS 121167 is the source of this 1284-nucleotide messenger RNA. RefSeq lists its product as uncharacterized. The coding region runs from base 61 to 918 and encodes 285 amino acids. The record is from RefSeq and is a predicted model, not a curated record. Lineage: Eukaryota; Fungi; Ascomycota; Dothideomycetes; Botryosphaeriales; Aplosporellaceae. The transcript has 2 exons.